Molecule: messenger RNA, 1824 nt
Organism: Aspergillus terreus NIH2624
Lineage: Eukaryota; Fungi; Ascomycota; Eurotiomycetes; Eurotiales; Aspergillaceae
Exons: 5
Coding region: 1-1824 (607 amino acids)
Cellular component (GO): nucleus
Source: RefSeq, a predicted model, not a curated record
AUGCCCCGCGCUCGUGGUAAAGCGAAGCAGACGCGGCUUAGUUUUGCUCCUGUCGCUUCACCUUCACAAGCCGUCGAACCAAGCCCGGAAGAUGAUGCGAAUCGCCUGGCUACUUUACGAUAUGACCAUCCGUCACUGCCAACUAUCCGUAAAGACAGUUCGCGGCCACCUGAUUCCAAGGCGUCUCCCACCCCGUUUGUAGAGACCAAGCCUGCAGAGAAGAAGUCGAAGAAGUCGCGCUCGAAGUCGGAAAAACGCAAGCGCAAGUCUUCAAAGAAGUCGAAGAGAGGGACUGAGCCAGAAGAACCGAUCGCCUUGUCUGACUCCGAUGACGUUAUCGUAGUCGAGCAAGAUCGUGAAAGCCAUGGCCCGAUCCAAGACACAGCGCUCAAAAGCAAAGACAGCCAAUCUCUAAAACGAAAGAGAUCAUCUUCUCCGAAAGCCAUGGGCUCCUCCCCUCCCCCAAGACCGUCGAAUGCCGCCGCCUCGGACGAAAGUGACGCGGAAGACAUCGUCACGCGACCUGGACGGAAACUGAGACGCGGAGCAGCCCCCCAGCCCACGAUUGACCUCGAUGAUACCUCUGAAGACUCGGAAGAAGAGCGGGUGCGGUCAUCCCCAGUCAAAAGGCGAAGGCUUUUGCGGAGUUCCGAAGUGCCUCAGACCCCGCGUCGUGAGCUAGAUCAAGAUCAACUGGAUAUUGAGGAGGAUCUAGAAGACCUGCAAGAUUCAGUUGUCAAGGAAACUCGGACCCGCGGGCGACUUGCGAAUUCCGUACGGGCGCAGAGACAACAACACCUGGAAGCCCUCCGUCGCCGAAGGGCCGGAGACAAAAAGUCUACUCACGUCGAUGACGAGCAAUCGGAGCCAGAGUCCGAAUCAGCAGAGAGUGAUGCCGAAAGCGACGAAGAGAGUGCCAUUAAACAGCCGCGCUUCCGCCACGAGAAUAACGAUAGCGACGUUGAAUCGUCAAUCGCGAGUAAUGAGGACCUGGAUCGGUAUGAGGACGAUUUCGUGCUGGAAGACGAAGACGACAAGUUAGGAGCGCCCACCGACCUGCAGGGAAUGCCUUUCGAAUUUUCUCGGCACGCCUACAAACAGCUGAAGGACUACUUCCAGGAUGCAGUGGAAUGGAUGGUACACAAUCAGCUUAAUCCGGCAUUUCCUCGCUCCAGCCCAGUCUACGAAUUCGCCUUUACCAAAUUGGAAGACGAAGUCAGAGGACGGACUGGAUCACAGUUGGUGUCAUCAGUGUGGAACGCAGACUUCCGCAGAGCCUUGCUCGCAAGGCCGCAAAUCGAAAUCACAGCAUACCCGACAUCAGAGAAUCAUCCCUGCGAUGCGUGCAAUCGGUCCGGACAUCCUGCGUCUUUUGACAUCAAGUUUUACGGCAAGCCAUACUCUCUCGAGACUCUUGAACCCUUGACAGACGAAAACAGCGACGAUGAGGAGUCUGAAAAGGAAGACGACGGCGAGGAACGCGAUAGAGAUGGCUAUGUCUUGCCGAGCGAAAACAAGAGAUUCUACCUUGGAAGACACUGCAAAACCAAAGCAGAAAUGGCGCACACUCUCACCCACUGGCGAGCCCAUCUCAACGAAUGGGUGAUAGACCACCUUAGACAGACGGGAUACCUAUCGGAUGAGGCGGUCAUCAAACGCAGUCAUUGGAGCCAGAAACGCAAAGAAAAAUAUGCCACGGAGGCCAUGAGAACGAUGGUCGAAAACGACGAGGUCAAGAAACUCUGGAGGGACUUUCACAUCAAUCUGAGGACUGCCCGAGAGUCGGUUUUUGCUGUCGAAGAAGCUUUUCAGAACACCUUUUGA